Messenger RNA from Ilex paraguariensis (yerba mate), 1614 nucleotides. The record is from the annotation of a GenBank genome assembly. NCBI's taxonomy places the organism in Eukaryota, Viridiplantae, Streptophyta, Magnoliopsida, Aquifoliales, Aquifoliaceae.
UGCUAAAUUUUGGUAGAGGCUCGAGUUGGGUGGAGAAAAUUUUGGAUUUUUUAAACCGUGUGAAUGGUUAUUUGCAUGCAUGAUUAUCUAACUAGUUCAAUUUUCUGCUACAGUGUUAUUCAAAUAUAAGAGGAAAUGCAAUAUAUUUGCUCAAUUUUUAUAAAAUAUACAAGGAAAUUCUGAUAUGUUUCUGCUGCAGACAUAUGGAUUUAGGAGGAUUUGACUCCAAAAACUGGUUUUUUUUUGAACCGGAAAAUUGAUGUUUGUUGGAAAUUUGAAAAUUGGUGUAAUUUGUUAACAACUUAACAUCCCCAGAUCUGGAUCAUUCAUAUUCCCAUUUGAUUUCGUAGGUGAUGCCAUAAUAGACUUUCACCAACUUUAAAUUUCAAUAGUACGAGUGACAACCAGUUAAAAGACAUCUUUGUCUUUGUGCACAGUGACCAAUAUUUCUACCAAUGGAAGACAAUAACAUGGUCCAGAUCAAGGGUGUUUGUAGAAGGUGAAGACGACCAUGGGUUUGUAGUGAGUAAUAAGUGGCAGUAGGUUGAAACAAGUCUUAUGAUGUUGGAUAGAAUAUAGAGCAGGAUGGCAAAAACAAAAUUCAUUCGUUCAUUCAACCAAUCCCAAAUAUUUGGGAUACAGGUUUGUGGAUUUGAGUUUGCAAACUUUGCAAAGGCUUUAUAGAAACCAUAACAACGUGAUGGUGAAUUAGUGCUGAAUACAUUUCACUUUGCAUAAUCAAUGGCUAAACAGAAACCGCUUGAAUGGAUGAUAUUGUUGUUGUAAGCCAGCUUUUGUCACUAGGUAUCUCAUACGGACACAAAACUUACAGGAAACAGCAGAAUUGUAACAUGCUGUUGUUAGGUCGUAAUUAAAUGGGACACAGUCAUUUGCACAUCUUAUUGUAUGAAUCUCAUGCAGGUGACAUCCCCUGGAGGAAAUACAGUGCACUCAUUGAAGGGAACAUCUGGGGAAAAAUUUGAGUUCAAGGCCCCACAAAGUGGCAUGUUCAAAUUUUGUUUUAAUAAUCCAUAUUCGACACCAGAGACCGUCUCUUUCUACAUACAUGUUGGCCACAUUCCCAAUGAGCAUGAUCUUGCCAAGGAUGAACAUUUGGACCCUAUAAAUGUUAAAAUUGCUGAGCUGAGGGAGGCAUUGGAAUCUGUUACAGCAGAACAGAAGUAUCUAAAAGCACGUGAUGCUCGUCAUCGUCAUACAAAUGAGAGCACACGCAAGCGUGUGAUAUUUUACACAAUUGGGGAGUACACGAUGCUGGCUCUUGCAAGUGCACUUCAAGUUGUGUAUAUACGUCAGCUGUUCAGUAAGUCAGUUGGAUACAACCGGGUUUGACAUUCUGUUCUGAAGCUAGCUGGCUAGUGUUAAUUGUCUCAACACAAGAAGUUCGUCACUUUUCUAAAGAGUUUUUUUCUUGAGCUUAGAGAACCGUAUCUUGUUCUUAACAAACAAGUAUGCUGGUUCAUACUACUGAUUCCUUUCAUUUAUGAAAAGAAACUUAUAUAUAUUACAUUUUAUUUUGGUUUUCCUCAUCAAUUAUUUCAGAUUCAGAUGGUUGCGAAAACAUGAAUUUUGAUUGUAGUAAUAAUAGCAUAUGAC